Messenger RNA from Cercospora beticola, 1750 nucleotides. Its product is annotated as carotenoid oxygenase family protein. Gene Ontology annotation, molecular function: carotenoid dioxygenase activity. The record is from RefSeq and is a predicted model, not a curated record. Lineage: Eukaryota; Fungi; Ascomycota; Dothideomycetes; Mycosphaerellales; Mycosphaerellaceae. Gene Ontology annotation, biological process: carotene catabolic process.
AUGGCAGCAGCUGUAGCAACAACUCGUGCCGACUCACCCAAUGAUCACAAAAUCGAGGAGCCACUCGACCUAAAACCUCAAUCAAAUAACGCCUCAAGCACGCACAAGAAAGAGCUCAAGAGCAAAUGGCCGAUAGCUGUCGAUCUCUAUGGCUCCAAUGUCCCAUUUCGAGUUGAGGGCGAGGUUGCGGACCUCGUAGUGCAUGGAGAAAUCCCAAAAGAAAUCGACGGCACAUUCUACAGAGUCAUGGUGGACCCUUUCGUGCCUCCGGUCGAAGGGAAUGUGCCACUGGACGGCGAUGGGAAUAUGUCUGCUUUCCGGUUCCAUGAUGGGAAAGUCGACAUGAAGACAAAAUAUGUGAAGACUCAGCGAUUUAUGCUGGAGAGGCGGGCGGGCAAAGCGCUGUUCGGUUUAUAUCGCAACCCAUAUUCUCACAAUGUUUGCGUCAGGGCAGCUGUUGAUUCGACAGCGAACACGAAUCUAGUCCUGUGGGCUGGUAAGCUAUUAGCUCUAAAGGAGAGUGCUCUGCCAUACCAUGUCGAUCCACAGACUAUGGAGACGAUAGGAUACGAUCCCUUUGGCCAAAUCAACGCAAAGACUUUCUCCGCACAUCCCAAAUACGAUCCCAACACCGACGAACUAGUCGUAUACGGCUAUGAGGCAAAAGGCCUUGCCACAACAGAUAUCGUAUCCUACACUAUUGAUCGUUCAGGGCUAAUCAAGAAUGUCUUCUGGUUCCAUCAGCCUUGGCCAACCCCCGGCAUCAUCCACGACUGCGCGAUCACAAAAUCCUGGCUGCUGCUCUUCAUCUGGCCAUUUGAGGCCAAUGUGGAGCGUAUGAAGCGUGGCGGACACCACUAUGCUUGGGAUUACUCGCGGCCGUGCACGAUCAUUGUUGUGCCUCGAAAUCACACAUCGCCUCCAGCUGGCUGGGCUCCUGGUGAAGUAAGACACUAUGAGUGGCGCAAUGCCAUGGCCAUCCACACAGCUGGAGCAUGGGAAGACCCGAAUGAUCCUUCCAAGAUCUGGGCCGAGUCGUCUCUCGUUCACGAUAACGCAUUUCCAUUCUUCCCGGCAGACGACGGUACAUUGCCAGCGCCAGAUGCCAAAGCUCAAUUCGUUCGCUGGCAUAUCGAUGCAAAGGCUCCAGCAGGAUCAAAAAUGGAGGAUCCGAAAGUCGUGCUGGAUUGUCCGGCAGAGUUUCCGCGAAUUGACGAGCGCCUGAUGGGUCGCGAGUACAAUUAUGUGAUGUUGAAUGUGUUCAUUCCGAGGAAUUCCAGUGGGGCCGAUAAUAUCUAUCUUGGACUGAACGGUCUCGCUAUGGUGCAUAAUAAGACUGGAGAGACGAAGUGGUAUUAUGCAGGUGACGAUUCGAAUAUUCAGGAACCGAUCUUCAUUCCACGGCAUGAUGCUGCUGAGGAGGCAGAUGGUUGGGUCGUGGCGUUGAUCGAGCGGGUAAAGGCAAAUCGCUGCGACAUAGUCGUGCUGGAUACGAGGUCCUUCGAAGAGGAGGUUGCUCUCGUUCAGCUGCCCAUGCAUAUGAAGGCUCAGGUGCAUGGCAACUGGGUCAGCGCGAAGGAUCUCGGUGGUUACCAGCCGCUCGUCAAAGAGGUGCCAGAAUUCCAGAUGCUUCGCGAGGGCGCCCUUGAGCCAAUGAAAUAGAGCAGCAACCUCUUAUAAAAUAUCAACGUAACGCAAAUUGUUCUGCAGAUGAGAGAUAGCGAAUCAGCCCUUUGCUACCAACCUCGCC